CUUUCCUAACUGAACCGUACCAGUUCAACCUCAUAUUUGUAAAACAGCGCUCUCUAGCGACACUGUCUUGUUGUGCCGUACUUAUCCUUCUCAGUUCAUGGCCGGCACGCGCGGCCCUAUCGAGCAUCACGUGAUCGGAUCCGCGGUUUUGAAGCCGUCGAAGAGUUUCCGGGGAGCAGCUUCGUUCUCCGUGAGUAUCUCGGCGAAGAGAAACGGAGCGCACGAUGACCUGGCUCUGGCGGAAGGUCCGUCCUGCAUAUUUGUCGGCCCUCUGGAGUCUGCCAGCAGAGAAACCCUAGAAGCUCUCUAUCGCCAGGCAAGAGAUGCGUAUUACAGUGGCAAGCCAUUGAUAUUGGAUGACAUGUUUGAUAGAGUAGAGUUAAAAUUGCGGUCAUAUGGUUCGAAAUCCGUCGUCAAGUAUCCACGAUGCAGUCUUAGGCGCCAAUCUACCUACGCGGAUGCUGAGGAAGAUAUAUCACAGGCUUUUGCAUUGGCGAGCAUAUGGAUCCUGUUUUUAGUGAUUGGCUGUUCAGCAUCUCUUGUGCCCAUCAUCUACACAGUGGGUCUAGCUUAUCGAGAUUCAUUCGAUUCAGUAUUUUUGCAUGAUAGCCAAGGAUCUGCGUCAGCGUUUCUUUCCAUGGCGAAUGGUGUUCUCUUUGUUGCAGUUGGGUUGCUGAUUGGCUACCCAAUUAUUAGAGCUUCUGUUAAGGUGCUUCAAAGAUUGUGGACAAACAACCUAGUGGCGCUCAAGGGGCCAUGCCCAAAUUGUGGUGAGGAGGUAUUUGCAUUUGUAAGAUCAGAUCAACCUAAUGACUUCUCUCAUGGAGCAGAUUGUCAUGUGUGUGAAUCCUCAUUAGUAUUCCGCACCAAGGUUGAGAAAGCCAUUUCAGGGCUAGGUAGAAAAUGGGUGUAUGGCCGCAUUUACCUUGCAUCACAAAGUCGAAGGAACUGGCGCCAAAGAUGGAUGUAAGCUCUAAGCCUCUAACACCUCUUCCUAUUAAGUAAAGGCAUUUGUCAAAUAAUGGUAAUUGUCAUGUUCUUGGUAAUUGAAAAUGAAUUAAUAACUUUUGUUGUGAACCCAUAAUUUUCUCGUAUUUUCCUUGGUAUGUGCAUAAUUUAUUCCCCAUGGACAGUCUGAUAAUCUGAUUGUAUAAUUUUGGUCCAAGACCACGAAGUGUGUUUAUGAAUAUGCAAUAUCCUACUUGAGAAA
Tripterygium wilfordii is the source of this 1210-nucleotide messenger RNA. RefSeq names its product PGR5-like protein 1B, chloroplastic. Gene Ontology annotation, biological process: photosynthetic electron transport in photosystem I. The coding region runs from base 98 to 970 and encodes 290 amino acids. NCBI's taxonomy places the organism in Eukaryota, Viridiplantae, Streptophyta, Magnoliopsida, Celastrales, Celastraceae. Gene Ontology annotation, molecular function: oxidoreductase activity, acting on iron-sulfur proteins as donors. Gene Ontology annotation, cellular component: chloroplast thylakoid membrane. The record is from RefSeq and is a predicted model, not a curated record. The transcript has 7 exons.